This is a messenger RNA of Corythoichthys intestinalis (scribbled pipefish), 4246 nucleotides long. It is a transcript of the gene pdp2, whose product is annotated as putative pyruvate dehydrogenase phosphatase isoenzyme 2. Gene Ontology annotation, cellular component: mitochondrion. Lineage: Eukaryota; Metazoa; Chordata; Actinopteri; Syngnathiformes; Syngnathidae. The transcript has 8 exons. Gene Ontology annotation, molecular function: cation binding; [pyruvate dehydrogenase (acetyl-transferring)]-phosphatase activity. Gene Ontology annotation, biological process: protein dephosphorylation. The coding region runs from base 329 to 1894 and encodes 521 amino acids. The record is from RefSeq and is a predicted model, not a curated record.
CAUUGCUACGUGACCAGCAUGCGUCGUUUCAUUCAUACAACUUCAAUGAGGUCGUACUAGUUACCUAAAUUAUUUUAAUACGUGUCAAUUACUUAUCCAUUCACGGGUAUCUUGUGUUUCAAAUAAUGACGCUUAGUUUUGAGUUUCCGAAUAUGCGGAGCUAGCAUGCUAGCCUUAGCACGCGUAACCUAGAUCGAUAGCUAAAUAAACAUGCUUUCACCUUUCAUCUACUUUCGUAAAGCCCUGCCGCGCUUGGAUUGAUUGUGUUCCGUGCCCUCUUUACACGGACACAACUUUUUAAGUGUAAAAUAGCGUAAAGGUUAAAGAAAUGUUGAGGCGUUCGUACGCCAGCAUCAUUGAACGAGCGUCAAAAAGAGGCAGCAACUUCCCCAACGCGCCACAGUUUCGCUUCCUCACGGAGUUCCUCAAGCAAGCACGCCAGCAUCGACACUCUUCAUCUUUCUGGGGUUUGUCGCCAAGACGCGAGCAGAAAUUGUUGACAGGUGUCUCCUUGAAGACUCAAAGUGGACUUCAGCUAUCAACACAUCAGGAUUUUGACUUUCAACCCAGUUCAGGGCAGAUCGAUGGCAUUCUGCGAGCAAAUGAGCAGAGUGUGAUCGUGCCAUCGUAUGACGGGCUCAAUCUUGUACGAAAGUUUGAGAGCAACCAGUUGGCUGCCAACAACCCGAAUGAAGACCGCCGCAGCGCAGCCACCUGUUUGCAAACGAAGGGAAUGCUCUUCGGCGUGUUCGACGGCCACGGCGGCUGGGCGUGCGCGCAGGCGGUCAGCGAGCGCCUGCUUAACUACAUCGCCGUCGCCAUGAUGUCCAAGCACAGCCUGGAGGAGCUAGAAAUUUGCACGGAACACGGCAGGCCCGUCCCGCCCAUCCUGCAGUGGCAUAAGCACCGCACCGACUUGAAUCAUAACGACUCGGCUUCGCUCUACGCCCACCAUCUUCGGGUCUUCUGGCAGGAGCUGCUGGAAAGCCAGGAACACGAGGAAGGCAUGUGCCCAUCGGAUGCCAUGCAUUACGCUUUUAAGCGUCUGGAUGCCGACAUCUCUUUAGAGGCUCAAGUUCCACUGGACAACGAUAUGAUGAGGAACACAGCCAUUCAGGUCGCCUUUGCCGGGUCCACGGCCUGCGUGGCUCACGUCAGCCCAGACGGCAUCUACGUGGCAAACGCCGGUGACUGCAGAGCGGUGCUGGGCGUUCAAGAGGAGGACGGUUCGUGGACCGCCGUGCCCCUCUCGCAGGACCACAACUGCCACAAUUUGGCUGAGCUCCAGCGAAUCAGGGCCGGGCACCCGCCCUCGGAAAGGGAGACUGUAGUCACGGACGACAGACUGUUAGGGGUAUUGAUGCCCUCGCGAGCGUUUGGAGACGUGAGAUUCAAGUGGAGCCACGAGUUGCAGAGGAGUAUUUUAGAGUGCGGUGCUGACGUAUAUGACUACACCCUGCCCAACUAUCUGACGCCGCCCUACCUGGACGCCAUUCCAGAGGUGACAUACCACAAAGUGGGGGCGCGGGACCGUUUCCUGAUCCUCGGUACCGACGGCCUGUGGGACGAGCUGAGGAGCCAAGACGCCGUUCGGUUUCUUGGCGAGCAUCUGAGCGCUGCCCAACUGCAGACUCCCAUCGCUCAGUCGGAGCGUCGGCUUAAGCUGGGUCAGCUACACCGGCUGCUGCUCAAGCGUCAGUCCCGCGCCCAGCCCGCUCCGGACGCCAACGGCGCCACGCACCUGAUCCGGCACGCGCUGGGCACCGGUGAGUACGGCGAGCUGUGCCACGAGAGGCUGGCCACCAUGCUGGCCCUGCCGCAGGACUUGGCCCGUAUGUACCGCGACGACAUCACCGCCGUCGUUGUCUAUCUCAACACGGACUUGCUAGCUUAAUACCAAAAAAAAUGUGAAUAUUUGUUGCAUAUGCGCCGUAUGUUCGUUCAAAAAGGAUUGGACGUCUUGCACCGUUAUUGACACUGAAAGAUGAGCAUUUACAGCCUCUCAGUUUGAUUGGACGUCCGCUACUGUCAAACAGUUAAAUACUAUGAAAAUAAAAAAUGUAAAGUCUUUUGAGUGUCAUUGCAGGCCAGUGUUUUAAUCAUAUUGGAUUAUUAUAUUUAUUCAUUAAACAUGCAGUCCCUGACAAAAGUCUUGUCGCUUAUCCAUUUUGAGAAACCAUUACUAAUAACUAGGGGUGCACGAUAUCAAUUUUUUGAAACCGAUAUCGAUAACCGAUAAUAUAUAAUUUUUUAAAAUGUACCGUAUUGGCCCGAAUAUAAGACGGUGUUUUUUGCAUUAAAGUAAGAAUGAAAACUUGGGAGACGUCUUAUAACUGCGGCCUAAAAAAAAAAAAAAAAAAAAAAAACUGCGGCCUAGACAUAUACCCAUUCACGACGCUGGAUGGCGCCAGUCAUCAAUGAAUCGAAUGCUGAACUUCAGUUACAGUUAGACUUCACUUUGAUAAUUAAUGCAGUUAUUGCAAUUUUGUUUUAUCACAAUAUUUUUUUCUUAUUUAUAUUUCAAAAACCAGAAGCCAUUCAUUUAUGAAUUUGAUUGCACUUUAGUUUACAUAUUUAAAUGUUAAAUGUUUAAAUGUUCAGAUAUUGAGUUUUGAAUGCGAAAUUAAAUGCCUUUUCUCUCAAAUAUAUUGUUAUAAUCAUUUGUUUCAGAUGUAUUGUAAUUAUUUUCUGUAUAAAAAUUAAUUUGGUGUUCAAAAAGUCUUUUUUCAAACUUGAGUCUUGAAAAAGAGGGGGUCGUCUUAUAAUCGGGGUCGUCUUAUAUUCGGGCCAAUACGGUAUAUUCACCGGAGGUUUUGAACACCAGGAAUAUAAAAAAAUAAUAAGAAUGGUGGAUUCAACAUAGAUUUGCCUUUGACCUCACCAGAAUUUUCAUAAUGACAUGAACAUUAUUAUAAUGAACAAAACAAAGACAAGAACAGUCUUGACUUCAAAUAAAGUGCCAAUAUUUUUUUCAAAUAAAUAUCAUUUGAUUCAAUCACAAUCAUUUAGUCAAUAUAAUUGAAGAUGUGUUUCCUGAACAAUGAGCACUCAACUAAAACAUAAACCCAACAGGUAUUGUGCUUAGUCAUCAGAUAAAAAAUAUUUGGUGGUACAGGAGACUGUUGUGGUCUUGGUCCAUGAAACAACUUUCUUAACCUGGGAGGCACGUUAGGACAGCAAGUCUAUCAAUAACCAAAAGGCCUCUCAAUAAGUUACUAACUUAUAACCCUGUAAAAUGCAAACAUUAUAUAGCAAGGUUUGUCACUCAUUCCUCAUAACAAAAAUAUGGUAGAACAAAAAGGAUUAAUGGCUUUCCUUAUAAUAAUCGAUAUAAACGGCAGUGAGUGAACCCAUAUUCAAAUAAGUAUGAGGUUUCUUCUCUGCAUAGUAUAAAAUCCUACCAAGGAUGCUGACAGGACUAACAUUACACGACAACUAUUUUAUGUAUGUAUAGCAUAGUACACUAGCUUGAGCUACUAGCCUUAAGCAUUGGCUGGCUUCUAUAACACAACAACUUAUGAAGUUGUGUACAUAUGGCCCUUCACCACCAAAGUAAACCUAUAUUGCACAUCCAUAUGUUAUAGUAAACAUAAAUACUUAGACAUAUAUCUGAGGCGGUAACGUAAGUAACAGAAAGCAUUCACGAUUGUCAUUGCUACCGCUAGACACAGCACUGUGUAAAGUGAAUGAGUUUGUGGGCCAAAUUAUAUAUGCAGUGAAAUAUUCUGACCGGCAGGUGGCAGCAAUGCCCUGCAAAUGCUCAAAUGAUUUCAAGCCAUCCAGCACAGUCAUAUUAAGGGCGCUCGGGAAAGGAAAGGAAAAUUAUAAUCAAAUUAUGCCGAAUAAGUAAUUUAGUAUGCCCAAAUACCUACCCUAUGACUGAAGGUCUUCAGUCAAAUUUGCGCUCCUAAUGCGGUAGGCGAGAUCUCAGGUCUCUUAAGUUAUUGCCAUUUGUUGCGGCCUGCCUCGACAGUUCAGUCAUCUGCCACGACAGUUCCGCCACCUGGCGCAAGAUAGUAUCCACUUUUCUUCAUCCGUCCUCGGACCGAACCGUGAGUCCAUGGAACCAGUUCUCGAUCUGAGCCUCGACGCGUUCCUCCAAUGCCUUGAAUCACACCAUUUGUUCCGUGGUCAAUUUGUUGAUUUCCUUGAAGGCUACCGUCUAUGGAGGACCAGGAGUGCAAAAAUACAAUAAAUAAAUACAAAAUUAAAUAAAAUUAAACGUGUCAUUAAAAUGCUUCUAUUU